AUGGCGAGAGCAGCUUGUAACACCGUCGUUGCUGCUUUGACUUUGCUGCCCUCCAAGUCUUCCCUUUGUCGAAACCAGUUCCUCUUUUCCGGCAAAUCCAAGUCGGUCGGAGUUUUGACCUUGGACAAGCGAUGCUUCUCCUCCAAAGUCAGCAUGAGCUUGAAAGCCGGUAUCGUCGGUCUUCCCAACGUUGGCAAGUCCACCCUCUUUAACGCCGUCGUGGAGAAUGGCAAGGCUCAAGCUGCCAAUUUCCCCUUUUGCACGAUUGAGCCGAAUGUGGGCAUUGUUGCGGUUCCUGAUUCGCGUCUUCAGGUGCUCUCCAAGCUCAGCACUUCUCAGAAAUUGGUGCCUGCUUCCAUUGAGUUCGUCGACAUUGCUGGUCUUGUCAAGGGUGCCAGUCAAGGCGAAGGUUUAGGGAACAAGUUCUUAUCUCACAUCCGAGAAGUCGAUUCCAUCCUCCAGGUGGUACGAUGCUUUGAGGACAACGACAUUAUUCAUGUGAAUGGCAAAGUUGAUCCCAAGUCUGACAUUGAUGUCAUCAAUCUCGAACUUAUUUUCUGCGACUUGGAUCAGAUUGGUAAAAGAAUCGAGAGACUUAAGAAAGGCAAGGCUAAGGAUUCACAAUCCAAACUCAAGGAGGAAGCCGAAAAAUCUGCUUUGGAAAGAAUUCAGGAGGCCCUUCUUGAUGGGAAACCUGCACGCUCUGUUUCAUUGACUGACCUCGAGAAGGAGGUCGUAAAGCAUCUCUGCCUCCUUACGAUGAAGCCUAUGAUCUACGUCGCUAAUGUUGCUGAGACUGAUCUUGCCGAGCCUGACAAGAAUACUUUCGUUGAACAAGUCAAGGGUCUCUGCUCUGAUUUGCAGUCUGGCCACGUGGUUGUCUCAGCACAGGUUGAGUCUGAGUUAACCGAACUUCCUCAUGAAGAACGGACGGAAUAUUUGAACUCUCUAGGUGUCAGUGAGAGUGGCCUUGGGAACCUCAUCAGGGCAACAUACAGUCUGCUAGGUUUGCAGACCUACUUCACUUCUGGUGAAAAGGAAACAAGAGCAUGGACCAUACACGCAGGCAUGACUGCACCACAAGCUGCUGGUGUUAUUCACUCUGACUUUGAGAAGGGUUUUAUUAGAGCUGAGACUGUUGCAUAUGAAGAUUUUGUCACAGCUGGCUCUCUAGCCGCAGCAAGAGAGAAAGGACUUUUGAGAUCAGAGGGUAAAGAGUACAUAGUCAAAGAAGGAGAUGUGAUGCUUUUCCGCUUCAACGUGUAA
Molecule: messenger RNA, 1266 nt
Organism: Microthlaspi erraticum
Lineage: Eukaryota; Viridiplantae; Streptophyta; Magnoliopsida; Brassicales; Brassicaceae
Source: the annotation of a GenBank genome assembly